Paramormyrops kingsleyae is the source of this 2215-nucleotide messenger RNA. Lineage: Eukaryota; Metazoa; Chordata; Actinopteri; Osteoglossiformes; Mormyridae. The record is from RefSeq and is a predicted model, not a curated record.
AGGCAGGUCGCACAGCAAAAUCUCUCCCCCUUGACAUCGCAUUCCUUACAUUCAUACUUGUGAUUUGGCAAGCCGCACCAACAGGUCCGACCAGAUGGUGGGAGGAGAGAGUGAGAGGGAAGUACACAGGGUGAGAGAGAGCGAGAGAGAGAACGAAGGACAGGAGCGAACUGGAAUAAGACGACAGAGGGAAGAGAGGAGAGAAGAGGGGGAAGGCAAUUAAAAAAGUGUUGGACUUCACAGCUUCACGGUAUGAUUAUUUAUGUGGACAAAAAACAAAUCAGUCUUGACUACUGGUGAAUGACAUACUGAUACAACUAUACAGAAGAGAAUUUUCUUCAUUAUGAAUGAUGCGAAAGGGAGCGAGAACAUCAGAGGAGGCCACAGCUCCAAGAUGACACAGCAGAACAAAAUACCUCAGGCUGAGAGGAAGAACAGGUCCAUGCGUCGAAGCAGGAGCAGCGAUGCAGGCCUGGGUGAGAGGAACGGACGCAAGAUGGAGCAGGACCGAGCAGAGAGGAGGCAGCGUGGACGGAGCGAGGAACGCCGAGGGUCGCGGGUCUCUGGGAACAGGGGCCGUGACGAUGGCACGGAGGACACGGAGUGCAUCGUGUGCUUCUGCCCUUACGACAACGUCUUCAAGGCCCCGAAGAUCCUGGCUUGCGGACACACGUUCUGUCUGGAGUGCCUGGCCCGCAUCAACGUGUCGUCCGUCGAGCUGAAGUCCCUGGCCUGCCCCAUCUGCAGGGGGCUGACCGAGCUUCCCCAUGGCCGGGACCUGCCGCAGCUGGACAACAACAAGGACAUUUUCAGCAGGCUGCCCCCAGAAAUGCAGCGGGCACUGUCUGUGCGCUUUCAGCGCAGUAAGGGCAAGCUCGUCCUGAAGAAGCCCCCCGCAUUCAACAAGCCUGCCGCGUCCAGCCUCGCUCUGCCCAAUUUCAAGAAGGAGAAGAAGGAACACCAGGCCCAAGGCAACCUGCAGUUUGGGAACCUAGAGGCAGGGCUUGACCAAGCCACCACCGUCGAUGUGGGUCGCCCCCCUAGCAGGGUAAGAACCCGCCUGCGCCAGAUCAUGCGCUCCAACCACUGCUAUUAUGCGGUGGUGGCGGCCAUUAUCAUAAUAACGGUCACCCUGAUGCUGGUGGGGAUCCUGGCAUUUGUUGUGAUGCCAUUGGCCCCAAUGGGCAACCAAAUUAAUACCGGAAACACAUCGAACGAGCACCGUCCAUGAAGGAGCGAAAUGGAAACGGGGGAAGUGAAACAGAUUGGAAAGUGUAACAUGCAAAUGUUCUGCAUGUGGAGGUCAGGAAGAGUAGCAAACGGGGCAAGGAGUUCUGCUGUUAUCACUUUCCAAAAGAACACUCAGGCAGUGUAACCUUGAGGGACUGCGGAACUAUACGGAAGCUGGGGACUCCACACGCAUCAAUGAUUAACGCAGAAACAACCCGAAUACAUCAACACCAUUAAGAAUUAACAAGGAACACAGAAAAUGACAAAGAAAGAAAGAAAGAAAACUGUCAUGCCAGAAAAAUUGUACUGUAACAUUUUAAUUAACUGGAUAUUUUUUCCCUUGGUGUUCCUUGUGGUAAAAGUCUUCUUAUGGCGUAAUGGGAAACAUUGCACUUCAUGGACAAAGUUUGUAGUUACAUAAAACAAAUGUAUAAACAAGAAGAAUGAAAAGGGGGGAAUGGUACCUGAAGACUGUGACCGAAUACAUCGACACCAUUAAGAAUUAACAAGGAACACAGGAAAUGACAAAAAAAAAAAGAAAGAAAACUAUGAUGCCAGAAAAAAAGGACUGUGACGUUAAUGAACUGGGGUUUUUUUUUCCUUGGUUUUCCUUGUGGUAAAAGUCUUCUUAUGGCCUAAUGGGGAAACUGCGCUUCUUGGAGAAAGUUCGUAGGUAAAUAAAACAAAAGUAGAAAAAAAGAAGAAUGAAACGGGGGAAUGGUACCUGAAGCUGGUCAUUAGGUUGAUUUGAGUUUCCAGAUCUUCAUGCACAUGCACUAUUACCCUAAACUACACCUCAGAAUUUGCUGUGAAUGGGCAGCUGUUACCUUGUGCAAAUGCCCCGAGACAGGCUAGCUCUGUUCUCCACGAUCUACCGGCACUAACUGUGCACUGCACUUUAUAUUCCAUGUUUUACUUAAUUGUUUAUGUAAAUAGAUACGUGAAAUUAUUGUACUCUUUGAAUAAAAAAAAAGGUUAAAAUUGA